Passer montanus (Eurasian tree sparrow) is the source of this 1798-nucleotide messenger RNA. RefSeq names its product G protein-coupled receptor 157 (gene GPR157). Gene Ontology annotation, biological process: adenylate cyclase-activating G protein-coupled receptor signaling pathway; cell surface receptor signaling pathway. The record is from RefSeq and is a predicted model, not a curated record. Gene Ontology annotation, cellular component: plasma membrane. Lineage: Eukaryota; Metazoa; Chordata; Aves; Passeriformes; Passeridae. Gene Ontology annotation, molecular function: G protein-coupled receptor activity. The coding region runs from base 73 to 1101 and encodes 342 amino acids. The transcript is spliced from 5 exons.
CGGUCCCUGUCCCUCUGUCCGUCUCUGUCCCUCUGUCCCUCUGUCGGUCCCUGUCCCUCUGUCGGCGUGCCCAUGCGGGCCCCGCUGCCCCCCACGCGGCUGCUCUCUGCGGAGCGCGGCGCGGUGCUGCUGUCGUGCGCGCUGUCCUGCGCGGGCUCGGCGCUGCUGCUGGGCUCCCAGGCGCGCUGGCCCGAGCUGCGGACGCGGCCGCGGCAGCUGCUGCUGCACCUCAGCCUGGCCGACCUGCUCUCCGCCCUCUCCUACUUCUACGGCGUGCUGCGCGACUUCCAGGGCACCUCGUGGGACUGCGUGCUGCAGGGCGCCCUGUCCACCUUCGCCAACACCAGCUCCUUCUUCUGGACCAUGGCCAUCGCCCUCUACCUGUACCUGAGCAUCGUCAGGGGCUCGCCCGCCGGCCCGGCCCUGCUCUGGGGCUUCCACGCCGUCAGCUGGGGAGUCCCCCUGGCCAUCACGGUGGCCGCCGUGGCCCUGAGGAAGAUCGGCUACGACGCCUCCAACGUUUCUGUGGGCUGGUGCUGGGUCAACCUGGAGGCUGAGGAUCGGCUCCUGUGGAUGCUGCUGACAGGGAAGGCCUGGGAGAUCCUGGCCUACGUCACCCUGCCCGUGCUCUACCUGCUCAUCAAGAGGCACAUCAGCAGAGCACACGCCGCUCUCUCCGAGUAUCGCCCCAUCCUGCCCGGGGCCCCGGCCCUGCGGCCCCGCUCCAGCGUGGCGGACACGAAGCUCAUCCUCAUCCCCGUCAUCUUCAUCUUCCUCCGCGUCUGGAGCACCGUGCGCUUCGUGCUGACCCUCUGCAACUCCCCCGCCGUGCGGAACUCCGUGCUGGUCGUGCUGCACGGAAUCGGGAACACGUUCCAAGGAGGAGCCAACUGCAUCCUGUUCGUGCUGUGCACGCGCGCCGUGCGCGCCCGGCUGCUGGCCCUGCUCUGCUGUCACCAGCUGGCCUGGCCUGCCCGGGCAGCCCCCGGCCCCUGGCAGCACCCUCAGCCCCCCGGGGACAGCGACAGCGACAAGGACAAGGACAAGGACAAGGACGUGCCUGGCCCCGGGCAGGCGAAGCCGCUGCUGCCCAGCACCUGAGGCAGCCCCGGCUGCUGCUGGGUCCUGCUCGCGGUAAAACCCAGCGCGGGGUGCUGGCACAGCCCCGCAGAGGGAGCUGCAGCCCGGGGAAAGCGGCGCUGGAGAGGCUGAGCCCUGCCCGGGUCCCGCUGCUCACUCACCCGCCGGGAUGCUCUGCACGGACUGCGCUCCCUCAUCUCCCUCAUCUCCCUCAUCUCCCUCAUCUCCUCAUCUCCCUGUGCCUCCCCUGGGAUCUGAGCGCUCGCUGGGGUCUCGCUCUGGGUGCUCAGAGGCUGCGGGAGCUGCUGGAAGGACUGUUCGGGGCACGGCUGUCUGUCCUGCCGGCUGCAGCCCGCUCUGGUCCCCGCUCAGCUGGGACAAGGCAAUGUUCAUUUUGUGGUGCUGGGUGUUCCUCCCUCCCCUGGUGCUGAGGGGCUGUCACCGUGGGGCUUGGGGGUUCUCCUGAGGGCACCAGAGCCCUGCAGGCUCCCUGGGUGCUGGGGUGGGGAUGUGCCCCAGGCUCCCCAGGGACAGCCCUGCCCUGCAGGACAGAGCCUGGCCCCGAGCUCAGCCCCUGGGCACUGCUGGGGAGGGCUGGGGGUCCCUGUGCCACUUGGAGAUGAUAAUGUUUUACCUCAUUCACAGCUCCUCACUUGUGUUGGGUUGGGGGUUUUUUUGGGUUUUUUUUGGUGGUUUUUUUUUUUUUUUUUGGGGGGGG